AUGGCCAUGUUGGGAUCGGAGGCUCAAGGCCGCCCAACCCUGCACCUGUCGAACACACCCCGUUUGACCCUUCCGGAAUCCCGCAUCCCCUUUCGGCCCCCUCCCGAGCGGCCCUUUCAAAAGACCGCCAUCUCCAUUUUCGUGGUCCUUGCCCCAGUAUCUGCGUACUGGUUGGAAGUCUUCCGUGCCCUCUUCCGUCGCACACAGUGGAGAGUCAACCUGGCGUCCGCUACCCUCAAACGGGCCGGCGGCCUGCCGGCUCUCCUCGCGUCCGCCCGCUUCUCCACGGCCUCGUACGCCCUCCACAUCACCGACCUUGCCCACAUCUGGUCCGAGUCCCUCGACCGCCGCGCCAUCAUCCUCCGCGCCCUCAAGGAGGAUGCCAGCAUCGACCCUUCCGACGGUGAGGACAACAUGACCUCGUUCCUCAAGUGCCUGCGCGCCGCCUUCGAUCCGGAUGACCCAAUGCACAGCCGCACCCGCUUGGCCGUCGAAGCCGGUGGCGGCAGCGGCGCGACCGGGGCCGCUGCCGAUGAUCUUCUCGUCACUGCCACGUGCGAACUACCCCGCGAAUUGUCUGAAAAGCCUCUCGUGUGGCGCAUGUACCUCAAGAUGCAGCCCGCCUCCACCACCACCGCCGAGCUUGACUCCGUCAUCAACAAAGUCCUCGACAAGCUCGAGGCGACUGGUACCUCUCUCGAGCAUGUCUUCACAGUCCUCUCGUCCAAGCGACGAGUGACGCGAGAGCAAGCCGAAGCUCGCAUCAAGGGUCUCGCGACCUUUGAUUGGGAUGCUUGGAAUGCAAACGUUGCUGAGGACUCUCGGCAGAGCCCUGACGGCGAGGUGCCCGAGCUGUUACGCCGCGUCUUUGAUCGCGGCGGUCUCGAGUACACUCAAAGGAAUGACUCAAAGACCUACGCAGAGGGCCUCGGGGACUGGUGGCAUCGCAUGACGGGCACCGCGGGCAUUCUUCUCCCCGGCGACGAUGGUGGCGAUGACGAUGACAUUGGAGCUCAGGAUGCCAGCGAGCCCGAGUCCACCACGAUCGGAAAGGGCUCCGCCCCUCCUCCCAACGUCAGCCAUCUUCCUCCCGCCGGACCAAGUCUCCUGUACCGGCCAUCCACUCGCACGGGGAACAACCGCGCCGCCCGCGAAACGGCUGCCCGUCCCGCUUCCGCCUCCGGCAGCGCCACGCGGUCGCCCACUCCUGAAGAGGGCGGCGACGCAGAAGCAAAGUCUCCGCCCGCCAAGUCUUCGCCGGCGCGGCCGAGAGGCGCGGGACUGGGUAGGAUUGGCGGUAUCGGUGGGAUCGGAGGGGCUAAGGCUAGCCCGCGGCAGCCUUCGGAAGAGGACGAGGAGGAUGGAUUUGAUGGGGGCAGCGGGGCGAACAAAAGGAAGACGAGGUCAAGAGUCCGGUGA
Parascedosporium putredinis is the source of this 1419-nucleotide messenger RNA. Lineage: Eukaryota; Fungi; Ascomycota; Sordariomycetes; Microascales; Microascaceae. The record is from the annotation of a GenBank genome assembly.